AUGGCACCUCAAUUAGCAUGGAUCGGCUUGGGAAACAUGGGACGAGGAAUGUGCAAAAACAUAGUCGAGAAAGGAGAGCUCGAUAAACCUCUUAUAAUUUUCAAUCGCACCGAAAAGCGAGCUCAAGACUUAAGCAAGACCUUUCCAGAUGGGAAAACGGUCGUGUCCACGUCAAUCGCCGACGCAGUAUCUAAAGCAGACAUCAUAUUUACCUGCGUCGGCAACGACGCCGCUAUCAAUGAAACCAUGGACUCCGCUCUUAAAGGCGACGUCAAAGGGAAAGUCUUCGUCGAAUGCUCAACCGUUCAUCCCGACACCUCCGAAGCAUUAGCCACGAAAAUCACAGAAGCAGGAGCUGAAUUCGUUGCCUGUCCUGUCUUCGGCGCACCAGCAAUGGCAGACGCCGGUCAACUCGUCUGCGUCCUCGCUGGUCCCAAAGCGAGUGUCCAAAAGGCACUUCCGUACUGUAAAGGCGUGAUGGGACGCGCCAAUAUCGAUUUCAGUGAUCAACCGAUUAGUCAGGCGCUCAAGCUCAAGAUUAUUGGGAAUACAUUUAUCAUUCAGAUGAUUGAGGCACUUUCAGAAGGGCACGUUCUAGCAGAGAAAUCCGGCUUGGGUGUCGAGAAUCUGCAUACGUUCGUGGAAACCAUGUUUCCUGGGCCGUAUACCGCGUAUUCGAACCGUAUGAUCUCAGGCGAUUAUUGGAAGAGGGAGGAGCCUCUUUUUGCGGUCGAUUUGGCAAGGAAGGAUGCUGGUCAUGCUUUGGACCUGGCGAAGAGCGCUGGGACGAGCAUGAAGGCUGUCGAGGUUGGCGAUGGACAUUUGAAGGUUGUGAAGGAGUUGAGGGGGGAGAAGGGGGAUAUCGCAGGGAUUUAUGGGGCGGUUAGACAUGAGGCUGAGUUGGGAUUUGAGAAUGGGAAAUAA
Molecule: messenger RNA, 924 nt
Organism: Glarea lozoyensis ATCC 20868
Lineage: Eukaryota; Fungi; Ascomycota; Leotiomycetes; Helotiales; Helotiaceae
Product: NAD(P)-binding Rossmann-fold containing protein
Exons: 2
Coding region: 1-924 (307 amino acids)
Molecular function (GO): NAD binding; oxidoreductase activity, acting on the CH-OH group of donors, NAD or NADP as acceptor; NADP binding
Source: RefSeq, a predicted model, not a curated record